GCAGGGGUACAAGGGGUCGAAAAGAAGUUAGAUGCUGCCACGUAGCUGGACAGCGACCGUCCCUGUUUAAAGCUGAUCUGUCCUUAAUAUUCUGGAGAUGUCACAAUCAAGCGCCGCACCAUGUGGCUCUAUGUUCAUUGAUGAAUCUCAAGCUUAGACAGAUAUAAACUAGUGUGUUGGACAAGAUGCAUCCCUCAGCUUGUGGACUUUUAAUACAUUUCAGGUAACAAAGUCCAAUUAGUAGUCCUCCUCUUCUACAGCAUAUCGUUUUUACAAGUCUCAACAUGCAUGCAGACAAGAAGUAUUCCAACCAUGGCUACCGGUGGAUUGGACCAAGACAAAGGGGAGCAUCUGGAACUUCAUCGCCUACUCAAACUCAUCCUCAUCCCGGCCCUGCAGGCAGCAGCUCAGAUAAUCUCUGCAACCAACCAUGGCUACCCCCUUCCUACCCACCCUGCUCCUAUCCUUGCUUGUUCUACUUCUACCAGCCGUGGAUGCUGGUGGCGCGGCACCUCCCGGCGGCGACGUCCUGGCGCUGAAAUCCUCCCUCGCCGUCGAGGAUCACGAGACCAGCUUCCUGCGGUCACCCGACGGUACGUUCUCCUGCGGCUUCCAUAGCAUCUACAGCGGCGCCUUCACCUUCUCCAUCUGGUACUCCGACUCACCCGGCGAAACCGUCGUCUGGAGUGCCAACCGCGGCCGCCCCGUGCUCUCCAGGAGGUCAGCCGUCACCCUGCGCAAGGACGGCAACAUGGUCCUCACCGACCACGACGGCACCGUCGUGUGGCAAACUGAGGGCAACCUCCCGAAUGUCCAGUAUGCACAGCUUCUUGACACCGGAAACCUCGUGCUGAAUAACACAAGCGGCACCAUUGUUUGGCAGAGCUUCGAUUCGCCGACAGACACCUUCCUACCCACCCAGCGAAUCCCUGCCACGGCAAAGUUAGUCUCUACCAGCCGGCUGCAUGUUCCUGGUCACUACACCUUCCGUUUUAGUGACCAAUCCAUGCUGUCUCUCUUCUACGAUGACACCAAUGUUUCUGACAUAUACUGGCCUGAUCCUGAUUACCAGUACUAUGAGAAUAACAGGAACCUCUAUAACAGUACUAGGAUGGGGAGCCUUGAUGAUUAUGGGGAGUUUUUUGCCAGUGAUUUCGCGUGGCACCGGCCUCUUGUUGCCUCUGAUAGAGGCUAUGGGAUUAAGAGAAGACUUACCCUUGAUUCUGAUGGUAAUCUUAGGAUAUACAGCUUGAGCAAUGAAUCAGAUUCAAACAGGAGAUGGACAGUUUCAUGGGUGGCUGUCUCUCAGCCAUGCAUGAUACAUGGCAUGUGUGGUCCAUAUGGGAUCUGCCACUACUGCCCUGCACCAACAUGUUCUUGCCCACCUGGUUAUGCAAUGAGGAAUCCUGGCAACUGGACACAGGGAUGCGAGCUUACCGUAGAUACCAUCGGAUGUGGGGACAGUGAACGGAAUGCGACAUUUUUGCAGCUUCCAAACACUGAUUUUUGGGGAUCUGAUCAGCAGCGCAUCAACGAAGUGUCCUUGGAGGAUUGUUGGAACGUAUGCUUGAGUGAUUGCACGUGCAAGGGUUUUCAGUACCAACAAGGAAAUGGCACAUGCUAUCCAAAGAAUCUUCUUUUCAAUGGAAGGAGUUUCCCAACACCUACUGUGCGAACGAUGUACAUCAAGCUCCCCACAAGUUUCAAUGUUUCAAAUACCCCAAUUCCACAGUCCAAUGUGCUCAACACUAAAAUACAUCGUCUUGAAUGUGAUCAUGUGAGCAAAACAAUCAUAGAAUCAGUGCCAGACAUGGUUCGUGAAGAUGGCAGUGAUGAUCCAAAAUGGCUCUAUCUAUAUGGGUUCAUUGCUGCAUUUUUUGUCAUUGAGGCUUUCUUCUUCGCGUUUGCAUGGUUCUUCGUUCUACGGAGAGAGUUUAGGUCAUCGCAAUUAUGGGCGGCUGAGGAAGGCUACAAGGUGAUGACUAGUCAUUUCCGGAUGUAUAGUUACAGAGAGCUGGCCAAGGCGACUGAAAAGUUCAAACAUGAGCUUGGAUGGGGAGGUUCAGGUAUUGUCUACAAGGGAACCUUGGAUGAUGAGCGAGAGGCGGUCAUAAAAAGGCUGGAAAAUGUAACACGGAACAGGGCAGAGUUCCAGGAUGAGUUGCAUGUCAUUGCAAGGAUUAACCAUAUGAAUCUGGCAAGAAUAUGGGGGGUUUGCUCAGAGAGAUCCCAUAGAAUGCUGGUCUUGGAGUAUUUUGAGAACGGCUCAUUAGCUAACAUACUAUUCAGCAACAAAAUCUUGCUGCAGUGGGGUCAGAGGUUCAACAUUGCUUUAGGUGUUGCAAAGGGGCUGGCCUAUCUUCACCAUGAGUGCCUAGAGUGGGUCAUCCACUGCAACCUGAAGCCGGAGAACAUUCUGCUGGAUCAGGAUCUAGAGCCUAAGAUCACCGACUUUGGGUUCGCAAAGCUGCUCAGCAGAACGGGGCCUAAUCAGAAUCUGUCUCGGGCGCGAGGAACCUUGGGCUACAUGGCUCCGGAGUGGGUCACAGGUUUACCGAUAACAGCGAAGGUUGAUGUGUACAGCUACGGAAUCGUGCUUCUUGAACUAGUGUCAGGAACAAGAAUUCUCGACUUUGUUGUUAAUUUGGAGGAGGAUGUCCAUGUGGUGCUCAAGAAGUUCAUUAAGAUGCUUUCUUACAGGUUGGAAGGGGAUGAACUGUUGUGGUUAACGGAGUUUGUAGAUGUCAGACUGGACGGCGAUUUCAACUACCUGCAAGCGAAAGAGUUGAUCAGGAUAGCCGUUUCAUGCCUGGAGGAGGACAGAAAGAACAGGCCAACAAUGGAAUCAAUAGUUGAGAGCCUCCUUUCAGUUGAAGAAGCUUCAGUUUGAACCUGAACAUAGUUGUAUCCUUGUGCAUAGGUAUUCCAUAUUAUGUAGUAAUUGAGUAAUGAUAGUAAUACAUGUACUAGUUGUUCAUGUAAUAUAUUCAGUCUUUUUGUUUC
This is a messenger RNA of Triticum dicoccoides, 3003 nucleotides long. Its product is annotated as putative receptor protein kinase ZmPK1. Gene Ontology annotation, biological process: protein phosphorylation; recognition of pollen. The transcript has a single exon. Gene Ontology annotation, molecular function: protein serine/threonine kinase activity; ATP binding. The record is from RefSeq and is a predicted model, not a curated record. Bases 431 to 2890 code for a protein of 819 amino acids. NCBI's taxonomy places the organism in Eukaryota, Viridiplantae, Streptophyta, Magnoliopsida, Poales, Poaceae.